This is a messenger RNA of Durusdinium trenchii, 390 nucleotides long. The record is from the annotation of a GenBank genome assembly. Lineage: Eukaryota; Dinophyceae; Suessiales; Symbiodiniaceae.
AUGGUGCAGCGGCUUGCCGUGUUCCUGCUCCUGGCGGCGGCUUCGGCCAGCCGAAUGGUGGAGACUCACCUUGAUUUCCCUCGUCCCGAAGAGCAGGGUGCAGAGCCAUGGUGGCGCAAGUUGCACCGGCGGUGGAGAAAAGGAAAGAAAGGGGAGAAGUGCACGUGUGGUGAGGUGGACUGGAAGGAACAAGAUUGUUGUGGGCAUGACUUGAUUUGUGCAAAGAAGACUGGUACCUGCGAGCCAUCCUUGUUGUCUGAGUGCUUUGGAGACUUCGAGUGUGAGGCGAGCUCAGAGAACUAUGGCCGAGAGAUGGCGUGCAGUCGGUCCAAGGCGGAUGAUGUCGGGCGUGCAUAUUUUUGGGGACACAAGGACCGGGUCAGCCCCUGA